Molecule: messenger RNA, 1545 nt
Organism: Triticum turgidum subsp. durum (durum wheat)
Lineage: Eukaryota; Viridiplantae; Streptophyta; Magnoliopsida; Poales; Poaceae
Source: the annotation of a GenBank genome assembly
AUGGAUGGGAACACCAGAGGAGGUGGACAUUGUGAAGCAUUGAAGAGCUACAAUCUGGGCAAAACGUUAGGUGCAAGCACAUUUGGAAAAGUGAUAAUUGCAGAUCAUAAGCUUACAGGACUCAAAGUUGCUGUAAAGAUUCUGAACCGUCGUAAAAUGAAAACUAUGGAAAUGGAAGAGAAAGCAAAUAGAGAAAUCAAGAUAUUGAGGUCGUUCAUUGAUUUCAUUCACCCUCAUAUCAUCCGGAUUUAUGAGGUCAUUGAGACACCGAAGGAUAUAUUUGUUGUGAUGGAAUAUUGCCAGAAUGGUGACCUUUUGGACUACAUUGUUGAGAAAAGGCGGUUACAGGAAGAUGUGGCCCGUCGAAUCUUCCAGCAGAUUAUGUCUGCUGUUGAAUACUGCCACACAAACAUGGUUGUUCAUCGUGAUCUAAAGCCAGAAAACCUGCUAGUUGAUUCCAAAUAUAAUGUGAAACUUGCUGACUUUGGGUUAAGCAAUGUGAUGCAUGAUGGCCAUUUUUUGAAGACUAGCUGCGGGAGUAUAAACUAUGCCGCACCAGAGGUUAUCUCAGGUGAAUUGUACGCUGGACCUGAGGUUGAUGUUUGGAGCUGUGGGGUGAUACUUUAUGCUCUUCUUUGUGGUGCUGUUCCAUUCGAUGAUGACAAUAUUUCCAAACUGUUCAAUAAGAUAAAGGGAGGUUUCUAUAUCCUUCCAAAUCAUUUAUCUGAUCUUGCAAUGGAUUUGAUCCCAAGAAUGCUUAUUGUUGAUCCCAUGAAGAGAAUCACAACCUGUGAAAUUCGAGAUCACCCAUGGUUUCAGAAUCGCCUUCCUCGCUACCUGGCAGUGCCUCCACCAAAGACAGCACAACAAGCCAAAAUGGAGAUUGACGAAGAUACACUUCAAGAUGUUGCCAAUCUGGGAUAUGAUAAAGAUCAUGUGUGUGAAUCAUUGUGCAAUAGGCUGAAAAAUGAGGAAACUGUUGCAUAUUACUUAAUCUUGGACAAUCGGUUCCGGGCUACUAGUGGCUAUUUGGGGGCUGAAUAUCAACAAGAAAUGGAUAUGAGUUUUAAUCAUUUUACUCUAUCGGAAUCAGCAAGCCCAAGUACCUGGAAUUAUCUUCCAGGAAGUAAUGAUUCUCAAGGUAGUGGCUUGCGGCCAUAUUACCGCGUUGAAAGAAAAUGGGCUCUUGUACUCCAGUCUCGAGCUCAACCUCGCGCGAUAUUGAUUGAGGUUCUAAAGGCACUUAAGGAAUUAAAUGUCUAUUGGAAGAAGAAUGUGGACUACAACAUGAAAUGCAGUUGGUGCCCUGGGUUUCCUCAGGUCAAUGAUAUGUUGUUAGAUGCCAACCACAGCUUUGUUGAUGACUCUACCAUCAUGGAUAAUGGUGAUGUUAAUAGGAGGCUACCUGCUGUGAUCAAGUUUGAAAUUCAGCUUUACAAGACCAGGGAUGGCAAGUACUUGCUAGAUAUGCAAAGAGUUACUGGACCUCAGCUCCUCUUCCUGGAAUUUUGUGUGGCCUUCCUUACCAACCUUAGGGUUCUAUAG